ACCCCUGUCACGUUCCUCUCCAAAUCAUAAAUUAUGCUGUUGAGAGAAAUUAUGGGAGGCUGGACCUCCAAAAGAGUUUAGCUGGAGUGAUGUAAAUGGAAAGACAGAGUCUCUGUUUCAGAUCUCACCUCCUGUGUCUCUCCCCAGAGGUGUGUUGUAACAAUCUGGAGGAGCAGAAGAGGCUGAUGAAGAUUGGUCUUAGUAUGGUGUUAGUAGGGCAUGUCAAUUUCCUGUUGGCCGCUCUGGUUCAUGGUGUGGUGCUGAGGUACUUCAGCCUCCAUGUGCGGGGUCAGGCCAUAGAAAGCGCCAUCUCCAACGUCAUCGCCCUGGCAGCAGGCCUGAUGUGCAUCAUUAGUGGGAUUUUGACUAUUAUUCUCUCCAAAAACAGAAAGAACAAGAUCCUGACCUGGUCGCUGCUUGUGUUAAGCACCAUAGCUGGUGUUGUGGCCACUGCCGCAGUCAUCGGACUGACCGUGUCCUUGGUGAAGACCAUCAUUAAUGGUGACAAGAGUCUGCUCGCUUACUGUGGCUAUACUGAUGACAUAAGCUACAUAAGCAUCGCCAAUCAGUGUCCUUUUGACCCUACUCGUAUUUUUAGCACGACUAUAGUCCUCUGGGUCCCGCUGAUAAUCAUAAGCGCUGUGGAGAUGGUGUGCUCAUGUCGCUUAUUUAAAGUCUCCAUCUCCUACCUCUCUCUGCCUUGCUGCCUCGGCAAACACCUUCAACAGGAUCCCAACAGACUGGUAUGACAGGCUGUUCCCUAAUAAAUUAACAUCCCAAGGGGGAUAAAAUUUUAAUCGUACACUAUUAAAAAUAAUCAGCGCUUAGGUGUAGGUGGGCUCAUCCUGUGGGAUUUUAACUCGGGUGGUCUUCCUAAUAGAUGCAUGAGAGAAUACUAACAAAGUGUGUGACUGACUUGUGGUCUUCCUGUAUCGAUGACUCAUACUGCAGUCAUACUGUACUGCUAUUACUGUGUUCCAUUUCAGAUAAAAAUCCAGAGAGAGGCCCAAUCCCCUCUCCUCCCCCGUUACAUGCCUACAUCCCGGCGUUGCCAAGGAGAUGAGGAACGGAAGCUGCCUGUUAGACCCCCAGAGAGGCAAAAGCCACAUUACGACUCACGACCACACCGCUGCACAUACUCCAUGCAGAUCCAUCAGCCCUCCACUCAGUUCAAAGUGCAAAGGUCCAGUAUCUGGAUCUGAUUACGAGCCCUGGCUGCUGUGGCUUUGGCCUGACGUACAGGAAUAAAGGGCAUUUUAACAAGUGUUAUUCUUCUGAAGGGAAUGCAUCAAAGGUGCUGUACGGGUUCAGUUCAUGGAUUCUCAUUGUGUGUGAAAGUAUUGUUUGUUGGGCAUCUUUUUGUCAUUUUCUCUCACCCCAUUUUUACAACUUUGUACUUGAAAGCAUUUACCUCUUUCCCUGCCAGCAUUUAAAAAAGUUGUCAGCAGCACCAGCAUUUGUUCGAUUAUUUUCACAUCAUUUUUAUGGCCCCCAGAAUUUAUCUUCUGAACAUUUUAUUGUCUAAUUAAGGCUGAAUUUGAAACAAUUAUUAGUGCACGCUUGAGGGGAAAUCCAUUUCAGUGGUCUCCGAAUUCAUAGUAGAAAUUAAUAAGUGGACUUUAUGAUGAAUAGCAGUCGACAGAAUUUGGCACCCACAGCGCUUCUGGAGCACUGAGUGCCCGAAUUCACUCACUCCUUUCAAGUUUCAUUUCAAGUGGACUAUAUUAGUGAACAAAUGUAGGGAAUAGUGAAUGAAAGUAUAGGCGGCAACUUCGGACACGGCCAUGGACUUUGCACAGAGCACAAAACGAUGUUGAAGCUGUACACUUGCAGAAUAUGCGUAACAGCGCCCCCUAUUGCAUACAGUGAAAAUGUGGGUUGUUGAAUUUCGUCAGAGGCAGGGAAGUGUUGUCUCAUAAGAGUGAAAAGAGUUAAUAACAUGUUGAAGAACAGCCCAGUAAAUUUCUACAGUAUCUCUUUUGACUGUAAAUUGGGCAUGGUUUGGGAAAUACACCGUUGAGACGCAUGUUCUUUGUGGUGCUUAAGGGCCAGGUUAUGCAGUUAUACCAUGAUCUGUUUGAAUACUCGAUUCUGAUUGGCUGGAAGGUGUGCAUUAAAACCGUUUAAUGCACAGGUAGUUCCAGUCAGUUUGAUGAACAUUUGAAAUUACACUGUAAACAUAAAUAACAGAUUUAACUGGCAAAUGACAAUGGUAUAAGCAGGAUAAUCUAUGGCUAUAGCCGUGCAUUGAAGGAUUUUAAUGCACCUCCGCUUCACGUCGGGGGGUUCUUGGCAAGGAUUAUCCCUUACGGGCUAAAAUACACUACAAGAAUUUUGCUCAGAUUUUGCCCAGAUUUUCAGUCUGGCCUUGUUACAGAAAGUCUGUGCCAGUCUGCAGAUUUGAUCACUUAGUGUGUUUCUAUCUGAAACUAUCAAAAAGUCUGCAAGUGUAUGAUGUCUAGUUUAAAAAAAAUCUGAUCAGAUUUUAAAAGUCUUGUAGUGUGUUCCAGCCAUUACUUAAAUCAUGCAGAAUAUAUAACUGUGCACGAUGUCCCUGUAUCAGAGCAGCUGUGUAUAGAUAUUACCUCAAAAUAAAACUAGUUUUAACAAAUUAAAUGUUAAUCUGAGUGUUUCUGGAACAAAUGUUCAACAACAUAGAAGUGAAAAGAUUGGAACAUCAGAUAACGUUCCCUGUCAUUUGCCAAUCAUCUUCACAUUGCUAGGGUAAUAUUCAUAAAAGCAACAGAUUCGAUAUCGUACAAAAACGGUAAGCAAAAUGCGUUCAGGAAAAAAUACUAAAGAUGAUAGUUGUCCUUGUCCAUAAUGUCCUAUCCAUACUGACAUAUAAAAAGUAUUUAUUUUUCUUUAUCUCAUUGAUAUAUUAAUAUUACAAUAAAAUAAACACCACAAUAUGAAAACAGCAAGAUUAGCAGAUUACCUCAACAGACCAUCAAUAGAUAUCGCAGUUAUUUCAAAAUGCUGGAUGUAACUUACCAGUAACAAGAACUGUUUCCGGUUUGGUCAUGUGACCUUUGACAAAUAAGCUAUAGACUAUAGGUUAUAGUUUCAUAUUUGUUCCAAAAUGAUCACAUCCUGCAAACUCUACUUAAAUCUAACGAAUGUAAACAGGGAGCUUCCAUGUUGCAAAAAUAAGAUUUUUCAUUUUAUUUUCUAUUAGGCUAAUACUGAAAAAUACAUGCAGGAGAGUAUUAAGUAGGCUAAGGAGAUGAUGGAAAUAUACAUUUAAUUUUUUGUUAAUUAAAUAAUUACGCUAUUUUGAAAAUGAAGUUUCAACAAGUAAAUUGACAUUCAAGUUUGCAUUAUUUCAAUAAACACUGUGAAGCAAAUAUAACUUUUUACAUUACUGUUAAUGUAUUUAUUUUAUCUUAAUAAUAUUAGCUCCUCAGCCUAGAUUCGUACGUGUGAAAAAUCUAUCCAUUUAUCUUUUAUGUAUAUACUAGACUACUGUAUGUUACGCACAGCUUUACUCUCAUGUGACCAGGCUCAUCAAAACAUUACUGACACAACAUUGACAGGUGUUCAGCAAGCUUGGGUUCAUAAAGAACGACUCUCAGGCAACAUGCUAAACACAUAGGUAUAUUUGUUUUCAAUGUCAGUAAAAGGGGACAAUCAUUAUGACCUCGCAUGAGGUUUCAUGCAACAUAAUAUAGGAAAGUUGCCAUAGAGGGUGCAGCAUCAAAUAUGGUCUCGGUACAAAUAUGGAAGCAACAUGGAUGGCGCAAACUGAAAGCUACACACAGAGUGGGUUUGUGAGCUAGUCUCUAAGCUCGAUCACUGUGUUUGUACAAAGCAGAAACACCUGUCGUAUUCAGGUCAUGGAAUGUCAGUUGUUGCAUAAAACAAAGAAAAAUCAAAGCAGUGACUUUUUACCUUACACUUGUUCAUUCAGAAGUGGAAAUAAGCCCUUAGUGGUCGCUUUUAGUAUCCAAACGGUUUAUCUAAACGCGAUGAUCAUAAAUCAUAGCAUCGUACAUUUCUGUCUAAGUUGUUGAUGGAUUGCUUAAAAUUCUAUAAAGUACAAUUUCAAGUGCUGAAUAGGUAUUUGCUUGCUGCUUAAAAUUAGGGAUUGAAAAACUUACCGUUGCAUACAAACGUUGUAUAGAACUACACAAAGUGAUACUAUAAAGGUAGCACGGUCGCACACCGAAACAUGCAAACCUUCACUCUUGCGUACGUACAAACGCCCAUAAACACACGCACACAGAUGAAGCGCCGUAAAAGAUAUGUGCUACCAGUAUCUUUGAUUCAAAACACAACAGAAAUACAGUAAAUCCCCUGAUGCAAAUAUUUCCCACGAUGCAUUGGAAAGCCUUGAAAUAAGAACAACUUACUGGAAACAGCAUAAUACAUCACAUCUCCGUUCACCAAUAAAAUCACCCAUGGUAAAACAACACCAUUAAAAUGCAAAAAUAAAAAAAGAAAUAUGGAAGCAAACCACAAAUUUACAACAAUGACA
Messenger RNA from Triplophysa rosa, 4477 nucleotides. RefSeq names its product transmembrane protein 54b (gene tmem54b). Lineage: Eukaryota; Metazoa; Chordata; Actinopteri; Cypriniformes; Nemacheilidae. The transcript has 4 exons. The coding region runs from base 96 to 749 and encodes 217 amino acids. The record is from RefSeq and is a predicted model, not a curated record.